UUGUAGCUGGACAGUUUUUUCUUUCCUUCUUAGCUGUUUCAUCUCUGUUUUUAUCUUACAAUGUCUGGACGCGGUAAGCAGGGCGGUAAGGCUCGCGCCAAGGCCAAGACGCGGUCCUCCCGCGCCGGGCUCCAGUUUCCUGUCGGCCGCGUGCACCGCCUUCUCCGUAAAGGUAACUAUGCCGAACGUGUGGGCGCUGGCGCCCCGGUCUACCUUGCAGCUGUGCUGGAGUACCUGACAGCCGAGAUCCUGGAGUUGGCGGGCAACGCAGCGCGCGACAACAAGAAGACACGUAUCAUCCCGCGUCACCUGCAGCUGGCCAUCCGCAAUGACGAGGAGCUCAACAAGCUGUUGGGCAAAGUGACGAUCGCGCAGGGCGGCGUGCUGCCCAACAUCCAGGCAGUGCUGCUGCCCAAGAAGACCGAGAGCCACCACAAGGCUAAGGGCAAGUGAACAGCUUCGCAGCUGUAGUGAUCCAUGUUCCUGGAAAAAACCAAAGGCUCUUUUCAGAGCCACCCAUGUAUUCAGUAAAAGGGCGCACAUUUUUUUUCCUA
Cavia porcellus (domestic guinea pig) is the source of this 554-nucleotide messenger RNA. RefSeq names its product histone H2A type 1. NCBI's taxonomy places the organism in Eukaryota, Metazoa, Chordata, Mammalia, Rodentia, Caviidae. The record is from RefSeq and is a predicted model, not a curated record. Gene Ontology annotation, biological process: heterochromatin formation. The transcript has a single exon. Gene Ontology annotation, cellular component: chromatin; nucleosome. The coding region runs from base 61 to 453 and encodes 130 amino acids. Gene Ontology annotation, molecular function: DNA binding; structural constituent of chromatin; protein heterodimerization activity.